AUGUCUACUGCCACUCUUCCCGUCCUCACCAAGACUCCUUUCUCCCAAUCACACACCAUGUCCAACCGCCAGUACGGAACAGUCAAGUGGUACAACGACGAGCAGGGCUUCGGCUUCAUCACCUCGGACUUUGGCGGCGAGCUCAUCCUGCGCCACCAGUCAAUAGCCGACGCCUCCUCGCUCAAGGAGGGCAUGAAGGUCUCCUACGAGGCCAUCCAGGGCCCCAUCCUCCUCAUGGCCGACCAAGUGCAGCUGGAGGAAUAA
Aspergillus versicolor CBS 583.65 is the source of this 264-nucleotide messenger RNA. Its product is annotated as cold-shock protein. Gene Ontology annotation, molecular function: nucleic acid binding. Lineage: Eukaryota; Fungi; Ascomycota; Eurotiomycetes; Eurotiales; Aspergillaceae. The transcript has 2 exons. The coding region runs from base 1 to 264 and encodes 87 amino acids. The record is from RefSeq and is a predicted model, not a curated record.